AUGUCCGGGACCAAACCACCCCGUCAGGAGUUUUCAGACUCAGAUCCAGAGGACACAUCAGAGGAGCUGACAAACCUGGUGUGUCUGGAGUCAGACCUGAAGGAUGGACAGAUGAUGGAGGUUGAAGUGGGACGCCACACCGUGCUGUUGGCACGCAGCGAGGGCAAAUACAGUGCCAUGGGUAACCAGUGUACGCACUAUGGCGCCCCGCUCAGCAAAGGGGUUAUUUCAGGCAACACAGUACGCUGUCCGUGGCACGGGGCCUGUUUCAACAUCCAUACAGGAGAUCUGGAGGAAUACCCCGGCAUGGACGGUUUACCCUGCCACAAGGUCAAAAUUCAAAACAGCAAAGUGUAUGUGUCUAUAAACAAAAAGACUCUCAGGCAGCAGAAAAGAAUAAAGAGUAUGGGAGCUGCAGUACCAGGAGUUGAUCACACUAUUCUGCUGCUUGGAGGAGGGGCUGCAUCUAUAAUCUGCGCUGAGGUCCUGCGGCAGGAAUACUUCGGCGGCAGAAUCAUCAUGGCUACCAGAGACGAACUUUUACCUUACGACAAAACCAGACUCAGCAAGGUAAUGAAUGUGGAGAGUGACACUAUUCUGCUGAGGAGGAUGGAGUUUUACCAGAAGUACGAUAUUGAGAUGUGGCUCAGGAAAGAAGCACUGUCAGUGGACACAGACAAGAAGACAGUCACAUUUGAUGAUGGUUCAGUCCAGAGCUACGACCAGCUCCUCAUCUCAACGGGCUGCAGAGCAAAGGGUCUGAACGUGCCCGGCAUGAAGUUGGACAAUGUCAAGAUGUUGGAGACGCCAGAGGACGCCCGGCAAAUCCACGCAGCCUGUCUGGGCUGCAACGUCGUCCUUGUGGGAACCUCUUUUGUUGGCAUGGAAAUUGCAUCUUAUUUAAUAGACAAAGCCUCCAGCAUCACAGUGAUCGGCAGCAGUGAGCUGCCGUACCAGAACACACUGGGUCGUGAAAUCGGCAGAGCCACCAUGAUGAUGCUUUCAGAGAAAAAUGUCAAAUUCCACAUGAAUGAUAUUGUGACAGAGAUCAAAGGUGUGGAUGGAAAGGUGAAGGAGGUUGUCCUUAAAAGUGGAAAAGUUAUUCCAGCGGAUGUUUUGAUUGUUGGUAUUGGAAUCAAACCAAACUCAGAGUUCCUGCGGGGCAGUAAAAUACAGAUGGACUCAAGAAACUUUGUAACAGUUGAUAAGUACAUGCGCACCAAUGUCCCCGGUGUGUUCUGUGGGGGCGACCUGGCCACCUUCCCCCUGGCAAUGGCCAAAAACCAGCUGGUCAACAUCGGACACUGGCAGAUGGCACAAGCACACGGGAGGAUAGCAGCUCUGAAUAUGCUGGAUAAACAGAGUGAACUCAGCUCUGUUCCUUUCUACUGGACCGUCCUACUGGGUACAACCAUCCGAUAUGCAGGUUAUGGAGAGGGAUACACUGAGAUUGUAUUGAAAGGAAAGUUGGAGGACAAGAAGUUUUUGGCAUUUUACAUCAAGGAUAAUGAGGUCAUAGCGGCAGCGGGCCUAAACUACGACCCAGGAGUGUCUGCAGUCGCUGAGAGGCUCCUAACAGGAAAAGUUAUCACGAAGGAAGAGGCUGAAUCAGAUGACCUGAGCUGGCUGCAGUUGUCCUGAUCUACACUUUCCUCCACUCAUCCGCUCAACACAUCAUCUGUACAGUGUCGUCAUGCAGUCACUCAUCUGUCUCUCCUACGCUCUCACCAAGGACAAAGAGUUUAGAGACCUGUGUUAAAAUGUUUGAUCCAGAGGAGAACAACUUCACUGAUGGCAUGGUGUCAAAAAGCAGAAUCUACAGUGUUUAAGUUUCAUAUUUACAGUGUCAUACAGUCAUACAGUCAUGUGAGGGGGACUCCAGCAUGCAAACAACAGAUACCUCAGAUGGAUGCAGCUUUUAGGACUUCUUUUUUAGUCUUAACAUUUUUUAUUAUUUCAUUAGAUUAUUAUUUUUUAAUUUUAUGGCUUUAUGUCUCCAAAAGGUAUUUCAGUAACAGUCCAGAGACAUUUAAGAUGCCUCAGUAUGUUCUCUGCUGUUAAUACCUGAAAGGCAGUGAUGCUUUUUACUUGGUUAGAGCUGCUGGAAAAAAACACAAGUGACCUUAAAUGUACAAUAUGGGGUCUCUCACAUCAAAACAAUAACAAAAGAAGAAGAUCGAUGGCGUUGUGAAGUCGCUUGGGAUCAUGGGAGUUGUUGUCUUCACCACCAUUGCUGUCAUUGCAGUCAGCUGCUCAAAGGUUUUUACCGGAGGCCGAAUUAUCCACAGAGGUCUCUUCCUCUCCAAAACAAACACAGCUGGUGAUUAAAACCGGUAAAAACACUGAAUAAAGCCGUUUUUACUUUAAA
Molecule: messenger RNA, 2368 nt
Organism: Morone saxatilis (striped sea-bass)
Lineage: Eukaryota; Metazoa; Chordata; Actinopteri; Moronidae
Product: apoptosis-inducing factor 3
Exons: 19
Coding region: 1-1641 (546 amino acids)
Cellular component (GO): cytoplasm
Molecular function (GO): 2 iron, 2 sulfur cluster binding; flavin adenine dinucleotide binding; oxidoreductase activity, acting on NAD(P)H
Source: RefSeq, a predicted model, not a curated record